AACCAUGGGUGAAAGUAAUGUUAAUACCUUGCGGGAGUUGCGACGUAAAUACUAUACCUAUUCUGAUCCUUUGAUAUAUUCUUCGUUGACUAGCGCUCUGUCAGUGAAUUUGCAUAAUCAGCAUGAAAUUAAAUGCAGAAAUUUUGAGUUUCAUUUAGCCGAAUGUAUCGAAGCAUAUGGAUUUUAUAAAGGAAUAGAGAAAUGCGAACCAGUACUUCGUGAUUUUUACGAAUGCAUGACCCAAGACAAACGCAGGAGUAGAUUUGAAAUAUUAUGUGGAGAAUUUCAUCGUCAGGUCAAAGCUGGAGAAAGAAAUUAUGAGAAAGUACCAUUUAUUGCUUUCUUUUAGAAUUUAUGUUAAAAUGUGAAUAUGUAUAUGUAAACGUCAACAGCAACUUAGGUAGUCAACAGAACAUCGAAUAAGUGAAAUGUUUGUUCAACAUCAAACUGGAUAAAUGAUUAAUAAUAACAAAUUAGAAGGAAGUAUAA
This is a messenger RNA of Bombus impatiens (common eastern bumble bee), 489 nucleotides long. RefSeq lists its product as uncharacterized. The transcript has a single exon. Lineage: Eukaryota; Metazoa; Arthropoda; Insecta; Hymenoptera; Apidae. The coding region runs from base 5 to 349 and encodes 114 amino acids. The record is from RefSeq and is a predicted model, not a curated record.